Messenger RNA from Darwinula stevensoni, 521 nucleotides. The record is from the annotation of a GenBank genome assembly. Lineage: Eukaryota; Metazoa; Arthropoda; Ostracoda; Podocopida; Darwinulidae.
CUUUUUUUCCGGUUCGUUGAGGCGCGAUGGAACGACUCCAAGCGCUGAGGAGCAUCUUGUGCGAGAACGACGGCUUCAUCGACGUGGACGAGUUUCUGUCCCACCUGAGCGCCCCCGACACCCGCCUCAUCCUAUUGGCGCAGGAGGUCGAUAUCAAGAAGAGGCGGGGCUACUUGGACAAGGUGCACGGGGCGUUCGACCUCCUCUUCCUGCAGAACCCCGUCUCGACCUGCGAGAAGCUGGUGAACGUGCUCAAGCGGAUGGAGAUGCAUUACGUUCUUCAGCUCUGGAUGGCAGGGCUCGACCGACGAUGGGUUCCUUUGCAGAUCAUUGACAGAGCCACUUUGACCGGCCGGGGACCGGCGGGGACCGGCGGGGACCGGCAGGGACCGGCAGGGACCCAGAGCCAUCGGCGGAAUCGAGCCGGUGCCGACGAGGAUUCGCUGAGGCCCUGGGCGUGGAUUAUCCUAAUCGCAAGAAGUGGAUUGAUGAUUUUGAGGGAAAGGGAAUGUGGGGCAUGA